AUGUCGGAAGAUCCACAAGCUUUCACCGGCGAAAAAAUUCAGGUGAAGUCGAAUUCCGAUACUGAGUCGGAGGCUCAACCUUAUGAGGGAUUCGAUGAUAACGUUGACUCGAGGGUCCGGGACUUGGCCCGUGAGAUUACUCAUCAAAGCAUGGCCUCGGGAAAUUUGACCGAGGUGAGUACUAACGGAGGUGUUGGAACAGGAACAGUGAAAAGUGAUUUGCUUAGAACAAUUACAUCGAUGUCGCAGGUUCCUGGUACUAUUCCAUAUGAUGCUGCUGACAAUCCAGAGAUUGAUCCAAGAUUGGACCCAGACUCGGAUAAUUUCAAUUCCCGUUUCUGGGUGAAAAACAUGCGGAAACUUCUCAACAGUGAUACUACUUUUUACAGACCAACUUCCUUGGGUAUUGCCUACCAGAAUUUGUGUGCUCGAGGCGUCUCUUCGGACGCAGACUUCCAGCCCACGUUUGCUAGUUUGGCAUUGAAACUUUCCAAGGAUUUCUACUUCAAGUAUUUCCGCUCGAGAGACACUUCCCGUUACUUUGACAUUUUGAAGCCUAUGGAUGCAGUCAUCGAGCCAGGUAACCUCACUGUUGUCUUGGGACGUCCCGGUGCCGGUUGUUCCACUUUGUUGAGAACCAUUGCCUCGCAGACUUAUGGUUUCAAGAUCGAUGAGAAUUCUAGAAUCAGCUAUGACGGUUUGACUCCAGAAGAUAUCCAGAAGCACUUCAGGGGUGAGGUUGUGUACUCGGCCGAGACGGACGACCACUUCCCCCACUUGACCGUUGGCCAGACCUUGCAGUUUGCCGCCAGGUUGCGUACUCCUGAAAACAGACCUGCAGGCAUCACAAGAGAGCAAUAUGCAGACCACAUGACUAAGGUCUACAUGGCCAUGUACGGUUUGUCGCACACUUACAACACCAAGGUCGGAGACAACUUUAUCAGAGGUGUGUCUGGUGGUGAGAGAAAGCGUGUUUCCAUUGCUGAGGUCUCUCUUUGUGGUUCCAACAUCCAGUGCUGGGAUAACGCCACCAGAGGUUUGGAUGCAGCCACUGCUUUGGAGUUCAUCAAGGCUUUGAAGACAAGUGCUGCUCUUCUGGACACAACUCCUCUCAUUGCCAUCUACCAGUGCUCUCAGGAUGCUUACGAUCUUUUCGAUAACGUCAUUCUCUUGUACGAGGGCCGCCAGAUUUAUUACGGUCCUGGUACUGAGGCAAAGCAGUUCUUCGAGAGGAUGGGUUACCAGUGUCCACAGAGACAGACCACUGCCGACUUCCUUACCUCGUUGACUUCUCCAGCUGAGCGUGUUGCUAAGAAGGGCUUCGAAAACAAGGUUCCAAGAACUCCAAAGGAGUUCGAGGACUACUGGAAGAGCUCUCCUGAGUAUGCAGAGCUUCUAAAGAAGUUGGACUCGUACUUCAAGCGUUGCGAGGAGUUGAAUACCGGAGAGAAAUACCACGAGGCUCAUGUUAUCAAGCAGUCCAAGCAUUCACGUCCAGGCUCUCCAUUCAGAGUUUCUUACGCCAUGCAGAUUAAGGAGAUCAUGCGGAGGAAUAUGUGGCGUUUGAAGGGUGAUCCGUCUGUCACCAUCUUCUCCGUUGUCGGUAACACCGUCAUGGGUUUGAUUCUUUCUUCGUUGUUCUACAAUUUGCAGCCUGUAACCGGAGACUUCUACUACCGUACCGCUUCCAUGUUCUUCGCCGUCUUGUUUAACGCAUUCGCUUCCUUGAACGAGGUUAUGGCAUUGUUUGAAGCCAGGCCUAUCGUUGAGAAACACAAGAAAUAUGCGUUGUAUCAUCCUUCUGCCGACGCUUUUGCAUCCAUCAUCACGGAGUUACCUCCAAAGAUUCUCACGUGUAUUGCCUUUAACCUUAUCUUCUACUUCAUGGUUCACUUCAGGCGGAAUGCUGGAAGAUUCUUCUACUAUCUCUUGAUGAACUUCGUCGCUACUUUGAUCAUGUCGAACAUUUUCCGUUCUAUUGGUUCGUGCUUCAAGACUUUGUCUGAGUCCAUGACACCAGAUGCCGUGAUUCUUGCCGCCCUUGUUAUUUACACCGGUUUCGUUCUACCAACACCAACUAUGCAUGGCUGGUCCAGAUGGAUUAACUACAUCGACCCGAUUGCGUAUGUCUUUGAGGCGUUGAUUGCUAAUGAGUUUACCGGAAUUGAAUUCACAUGCUCUGCCUUUGUGCCCGCGUAUGAUAAUGCACCGAUGAAAAAUAAGGUUUGCUCUGCUGUUUCCUCAGUUGCUGGUAGCAAGUACGUCAACGGUGAUGCAUACAUCUUCGAUUCGUUCCGUUACAAGAUUGACCACAAGUGGAGAAACUUCGGCAUUGCCAUCGGUUACGCUGUCUUCUUCAUGUUCUUGUACUUGUGGCUUGUUGAGACCAACAGAGGUGCAAUGCAGAAGGGUGAGAUCAUUGUUUUCCAGAGAUCGACAUUGAAGAAGCUCAGAAAGGAGAAGAAGAUUCCUGGCGGCAACCGCGAUGAUAUUGAGGCCGGAUACUCAUCUUCUGAGAAACCAGCUGGAAUCAAGGAAGAGAUGGAAAGCGGCGAUUCUGGCAGUGGUGAUGAUGUUGGCAAGUUGGUUGUUGGUAACGAUAUUUUCCAUUGGCGCGAUGUUUGUUACGAAGUUCAGAUCAAGACUGAAACAAGACGUAUUUUGGAGCAUGUGGAUGGUUGGGUUAAGCCGGGCACGUUGACCGCUCUUAUGGGAGCAUCUGGUGCCGGUAAGACUACCUUGUUGGAUGUUCUUGCCAACAGAGUCACCAUGGGUGUUGUUUCCGGUAGUAUGUUCGUCAAUGGCCGUGUUAGAGAUAAAUCAUUCCAGCGGUCUACAGGUUACGUUCAACAGCAAGAUUUGCAUUUGCGUACUUCGACUGUUCGUGAAGCUUUGAGAUUCUCCGCCUACUUGAGACAACCAUCCGAGGUUCCUAAGAGUGAGAAGGAUGACUACGUUGAGAGUGUCAUCAAGAUCUUGGAGAUGAGUGAGUAUGCAGAUGCCAUUGUCGGUGUUGCAGGUGAAGGUUUGAACGUUGAGCAACGUAAGAGAUUGACUAUCGGUGUCGAGUUGGCUGCUAAGCCUAAACUUUUGUUGUUCCUUGAUGAGCCUACCUCUGGUUUGGAUUCCCAGACCGCUUGGUCUAUUUGUCAAUUGAUGAGAAAGCUUGCUGACCACGGCCAGGCUAUCUUGUGUACCAUUCACCAGCCUUCUGCUAUUCUUAUGCAGGAGUUUGACCGUUUGCUUUUCCUUGCUAGGGGUGGUAGAACCGUUUACUUUGGUGAUCUUGGUGAGAACUGUAACACUUUGAUCCAGUACUUCGAGAAAUAUGGUGCUCCAAAAUGUCCACCCGAGGCAAACCCUGCCGAAUGGAUGUUAGAAGUUAUUGGUGCUGCACCUGGUUCCCACGCCUCUCAGGACUACCAUGAAGUUUGGAUGAACUCGGAGGAAAGGGCUGCUGUGCGUGAUGAGUUGAACGAAAUGGAAGUUGAACUUUCUAAGAAACCUGUUAGCACCUCUCCGCAGGAAAUGAGAGAGUUUGCCUCAAAUUGGUGGACCCAGUACAAGUAUGUCACUAUCCGUGCCUUCCAGCAGUAUUGGAGAACUCCAUCGUUUGUCUGGUCUAAGGUUUACUUGACUAUCUUCACUUCGUUGUUCAACGGUUUUUCCUUCUUCAAAGCUGGAACCUCCUUGCAAGGUAUGCAGAAUCAGAUGCUUGCCAUCUUCAUGUUCGCCGUCAUUGUUCCAACGCUUAUCAACCAAAUGCUUCCUCAGUACACUGAUCAGCGUGAUAUUUAUGAGGUUCGUGAGCGUCCUUCAAAGACAUUUACCUGGUCGGUCUUCAUUUCCUCAGAAUUGACUGCUGAGGUUCCUUGGGAUUUCUUGGUGGGAACCAUUGGCUAUUUCUCGUGGUACUACCCAAUCGGAUUGUACACCAAUGCUACUCCAACUCACUCGGUUGCGGAAAGAGGUGCACUCACAUGGCUUCUUAUCACGAGUUUCUUCUUGUACGGUUCGACUCUUGGACAGAUGUGUAUAGCUGGUAUUGAGAGGAGGGAGAACGCUGCCCACAUUGCUGUUUUAUUAUUCACCAUGGCCUUGAACUUCUGUGGUGUUCUUCUUUACCCAACUGGUUUCUGGAUUUUCAUGUAUAGAGUUUCUCCAUUCACUUACUGGGUUUCUUCCAUUCUCUCUGCUGGUAUCGGUAGAAACAAUGUCGUUUGCAAGGCGGACGAGUUGGUUUCUUUCCCUCCACUAGAAGGACAAACUUGUGGUGAAUACAUGGAAAAGUACAUUUCUGUUGCUGGCGGUUAUUUGACCAACGAGAACAGUACCGAUAUGUGCCAGUUCUGCACAUUGAGCUCUACUGAUACCUUCCUAGCCUCUAUUCACAUUGAAUACGCACACCGCUGGAGAGACUGGGGUAUUUUCAUUUGCUAUAUUGCAGUUAACGUGAUAGGUUCAUUUGCCCUCUACUGGCUUUUCAGAGUUCCAAAGAAGAAGGACAGGGUUAAGGAUGAGUCUCAAUUGAAGUCUACUGCUAAGAGACCAGAAAGCGAAGCCCCUGAAGAGAAAUAA
Brettanomyces bruxellensis is the source of this 4578-nucleotide messenger RNA. RefSeq lists its product as uncharacterized. Bases 1 to 4578 code for a protein of 1525 amino acids. Gene Ontology annotation, molecular function: ATP hydrolysis activity; ABC-type transporter activity; ATP binding. Gene Ontology annotation, cellular component: membrane. Gene Ontology annotation, biological process: xenobiotic detoxification by transmembrane export across the plasma membrane. Lineage: Eukaryota; Fungi; Ascomycota; Pichiomycetes; Pichiales; Pichiaceae. The transcript has a single exon. The record is from RefSeq and is a predicted model, not a curated record.